Molecule: messenger RNA, 1534 nt
Organism: Drosophila takahashii
Lineage: Eukaryota; Metazoa; Arthropoda; Insecta; Diptera; Drosophilidae
Molecular function (GO): nucleic acid binding
Source: RefSeq, a predicted model, not a curated record
GCUAACUAAAAUCAGCUAAAGCGUCACGCAGCUAGCGUGCUUGCAUUUUUUUUACUGCCCGGAAUAAAACUUGGAAAAAAAUCCUGCCCAAAAUGUCAGCCACCAAAAACAAACGACAGAAAAUGGAGAACGCCGGCGAGGAAACCAAACCCAAGCCAAAGAAGGUGAAGGCCAAGGGCCAGGAGGACGCGGGCUAUGGUUCCGGGGAGUUCUCCCUCGACUGGGAGGUGGACAGCUACCGCACGGAGUACGAGAGCGAGGAGCACUGGGAACUGCGACGCAGCUUCAUGGUGGCCCACAAGGAGCGCUUCGAGGAGGACCGCCUGGUGUGCCUGGCCCAGACCUUCAUCAACAUGGAGUUCAUGGGCUGCAAGUAUCCCAGCGAGACGAUGCGCCUGGUCGCGGAGCUGUCCAAGGAGAUAGCCGAGGAUUUCCGGCGGAAGCGCGAUCAGCGCCUGAAGCGCACCUUCGUCUCCGCCUCGGACGCCGCGGAGCAGCGGGCCAAAGGGCGCCGGGCGGCGAACUCCCCGAAGGAUAGCUCGAACAGAUUCACACGAGAACGCCUCUGCUUCGGCGGCGGCGAGCCCAUCGAUCUCUUCCAGGGCCUGCGCUUCGGCCAGCUCAUCUUGUUGCUGGCCGGCGGGCGCAACUGCCUGCGAAACUCCUGCACUGUGGCCAAUUGCAAGUACGAGGAGCGCGCCAGCCUGGAUCAGCAGGCCACGGACACGACAAAAUACGCCGAAGUAUUGCUCAAUGACGAGGUGAUAGCCUCUGGCCAGGGGGAGACCCUCAAAGCGGCCAAGACGGCUGCCUUCAAGCAGGCGCUGCUCAUGCUGCAGUCCCACUGCUACAGCAUAAAGCUAAAUGCCACUCGCGAGACCAUCAAGGUGGAGAAGAGCCAGAACGGCGUGAACAUCAAUGUCACCAAGGAGUCGGCAGACAGCCUGGGCGAUCCUAAAUUAGAUGCCAGCAACAAGGGCUACCGCAUGAUGCGUCUAAUGGGCUGGGCGGGCGGAGGAUUGGGGCGCCUGAAGCAGGGACGUGAAGAGCCAGUGGGCUACCUGCUAAAGAGCAAUCGCAAUGGCCUGGGAUCCUUAAAACCCCAGGGAAAUCUCGCCGACUACCGCAAGCUGAUAGAAAACUAUCUGAAUUCGGACGACAUGCGUGACAUGCAGUUUGAGCCCACGUUUUCGAAGGAGGAGCGCGCCUCGUUUCACCAAAUGGCCAACCGACUGGGCCUGCGUUCCAGUAGCUAUGGCACUGGUGAGACCCGUCGCCUGUUGAUCACCAAAAAGGUCAGCUAUGGCGAAAUCCUGAAGGAGGUCCUGUCGCGACGCAAUCCCAAGUUUUGUGAGCGCUACUUUGUGCAGGUGCCCAUGCAGAAGGCCCACCUGUUUCCCGGUCAUGUGGCUGGAUUGGAGUUGGAAAAUGUGUGUGAUUAGGAGGGGGGAAUAGUUAAACUCGUAUAAAAGGAUCUUCUUAAUCAUUAGUUUUAAGCUGCAGGAUAUAAGAAAUACAAGACAAGAAUUUCUAA